This is a messenger RNA of Ipomoea triloba (trilobed morning glory), 965 nucleotides long. RefSeq lists its product as uncharacterized. The record is from RefSeq and is a predicted model, not a curated record. The transcript has 3 exons. NCBI's taxonomy places the organism in Eukaryota, Viridiplantae, Streptophyta, Magnoliopsida, Solanales, Convolvulaceae. The coding region runs from base 219 to 845 and encodes 208 amino acids.
CGGGGGAAAAGGGAACUUUGUUCCGUUUAGACUCCAACGACAUGAUAAUCUCACUGUUCACAGCAUUCACGUUUUCUUCUUCCAUACACUUUCUCUGUUCUCUCUUUCUCUUUCCUGAGCUUUUAGUGCUGAGAAGAAGAGUCACGCAGAGUCUGCUCUUUCUUGCUCUGACAGAGAGGGAGAGGAGAGGAGAGGAUAGGAGAGGAGAGAGAUAGAGAAUGGAAAGAAGGGUGAAAAUAAUUUGCUCCAUUGUUGGAUUUCUAGGGUUAUUGUCUGCUGCUACCGGUUUUGCUGCUGAAGCGAAGCGGAUUAAGGAUUCUCAGGUUCAAUAUACCUCAACCUCUGAAUGCGUAUAUCCUAGGAGUCCUGCUCUUGGCCUUGGGUUGACUGCAGCUGUGGCUCUACUGGUAGCUCAAAUCAUUAUCAAUGCUGAAACUGGAUGUAUUUGUCGCAGGAAAGACCCACACCAAUCAAAUACUAAUUGGACACUGACACUUGUGUGUUUUUUAGCUUCCUGGUUCACAUUUUCCAUAGCAUGUCUACUCCUACUAACAGGUGCAGCACUAAACGAUCAACACGGUGAAAAAAACUUCUACUUUGGUUAUUACUACUGUUUUGUUGUAAAGCCGGGAGUUUUUGCUGGAGCAGCAGUCCUGUCCCUUGCAACUGUUGUUCUUGGAAUCAUCUACUAUCUCUCUAUGAUUUCUGCCAAAAACAUGAACAAUCAGUUGCAUCCUCCAAAUCAAGGUGGCAUUGUGAUGGGGCAACCACAGUUUCCUACACAGAACACCCAGGAGCCAGUUUUCGUGCAUGAAGAUACUUACAUGAGACGACAACUUGCUUAAUUACUGCUAGUCAAUAGCCUUAGUACAGCAAUGCUAGGUGUAAAACUUGAUCUGUUGACUGUUGUUUUGUUGUCAGCACUUAAUUCUUAUGUGCCCAUUUUCUUUUGGCCUUUUCACUUA